Odobenus rosmarus divergens (Pacific walrus) is the source of this 622-nucleotide messenger RNA. RefSeq names its product chromosome unknown open reading frame, human C9orf69 (gene TMEM250). The transcript has 2 exons. Bases 134 to 622 code for a protein of 162 amino acids. The record is from RefSeq and is a predicted model, not a curated record. Lineage: Eukaryota; Metazoa; Chordata; Mammalia; Carnivora; Odobenidae.
GCAAGGCAGACUGAGCUGCCGGCGGCGUACGCGGGACGAGGCGACGGGCGGCAGCGCUAAGGACCGCGCGCGCACGCAGGCACGCUGCCGCAUCCCCCAGGGCUCAGCUGCUGGCUUCCAGGCCUAGGUGCCCAUGACGCCUAUGCUGACCACUGCCUGGACACCACUGCUGCCCCAAGCUAGCACCACUGCCCGGGCCCCAAUGCCGGUCAUGCCCAUCCCGCGGCGGGUGCGCUCCUUCCACGGCCCGCACACCACCUGCCUGCACGCAGCCUGCGGGCCGGCGCGCACCUCCCGCCUGGCGCGCACGAAGUACAACAACUUCGACGUGUACAUCCGGGCGCGCUGGCUGUAUGGCUUCAUCCGCUUCCUGCUCUACUUCAGCUGCAGCCUCUUCACGGCCACGCUGUGGGGCGCGCUGGCCACGCUCUUCUGCCUGCAGUACCUGGGCGUGCGCGUCCUGCUGCGCUUCCAGCUGAAGCUGUCGGUGCUGCUUCUGCUGCUGGGUCGCCGGCGCGUGGAUUUCCGCCUCCUCAACGAGUUGCUCAUCUACGGCAUCCGAGUGACUGUGCUGCUCGUGGGGGGCCUGGGCUGGUGCUUCAUGGUCUUCGUGGACAUGUGA